GUACGGACGCACCGAACAGGCCCUAAUCCUCAAGGAAGGCGACGCAACACCGACUUUUUUGUGCAAAACAUCGCAACUGUUUGCAGUAUCCAUCUCUAUGAAGCAAAUCUAUCAAAGCAGCAGAUAUUCGGGACGACUCAGGGGCUUUGUCCGAUGAAUUGGGGGGUCGGGGGGGAUAAGGAAGGAAGGAGAUAUAUAUGUACUGUACCAUCGCAAGAAAAAAAAGAGUCCGCUGACAGAUUGCAGUUACAUACACGGAGCAUUAUUGAACACCUUCAUCAUUACUGUAGUGACUGGGCUGUUCUUUGAAUCAAAUCCUGAUAUUAAGCUAUCCGCCCGCCCCCUCUCCUUUCCAUGAAGCCUGGUCCCAGCCGGUAAUUAAGUCGGCGUCUUACAUACAUAAAAAACUACUGUCCCUAGGGGGUAAGUAUCGGACCAGCACGGCAUCUGGCUUACGGUCUGACAACGGGUGCGGGAAUACGGGAAAUCAGUCCCGCGCGAAAGACCUCAACCUUAACAGAGUCUAUAUCGAGUCAUCGACGUUGUCCUGCGUAUGUAUGCAUGGAUGUGGUGAAAUCGGCGAAGUUAAAACGGAUCUUAUGCCAGACCAAUCCUGCUGAUUGGCCAAUUCCCCUGCCAACCUUCUAAGUCUCUGGCUUGAGAUUAAACAGGUGCCGACUCCCUGCUGUCGCGCAGCUUAGGUUGCCGAGUGGACAUAUAUCGUCAACCUGUACUGUACGUCAUAAUAUCCCUGCCUAUAAAACUUCAGGGCGACCCCCAGUUCUGCUGAGGAUGGGGCUGGGCUGGUCUUCUGACAUAGUUACUCUUCUUCAUCUUGGAUCUCCAUCAGAUAACUAUUCUGCGCCGCUCAGCUGUCCAUUACUCUUCAUGGUUGAAAUAACAUCCUUUCAUGGGUCCCUACUUAUGCUGACCGAGGGCCUGACAAUUUCUUCAUGUCACAUCGCUGUUGCAUUCAAAAUCUCCGUGAACAGAAUUUGGGCCGUGCCAGCAUGGGGAGUGUUGGGUGGAUGGAUGUACUAUAAGUACCCCUCCCCGCGGAUUGAUAAUGGAUGCCUCUUGUUAAACGAGAGUUGAAAUACAAACCGCCUUGAUCCCACCUCCCUUACAUCUGUGCCCACAAGCUCCGGUAACAUGUUGUUUUCCACAGUCUUCCUCAAGUAUGCUGUUGUUCUCCUGGCCACGCGAGCUGCGCCCCUGCCGACGACUGUGACUGGCUUUGAGCCCGAGCCUCGCCAUAUCUGUUUUGAUGAAACUCCCAAGCUGCAUUGCUAUAAUGGAGGGAAUGACAUCCCGCAGAAUGUCGCAGCAGAAGAUGUCAGCUUCAUCGCAAGCUAUCUGCGUGCCUAUGGUCGGCAGACUAGAAUUGGUCGAUUGUUCACCAUGAAGGCGGCCGAUGCGCCUGACUGUGGAGAAUGGGUUCUGUAUGCGCGUGGCACAGCAGCAGCCUACGCCAAAAAGAUCAACAUGACAUAUGACUCGUCGAUCCUCUUUGCCGAUAUUGCAGACACCAUCGAUGGUGGCAAGAAGCUGGAGGCUGACAGCAUCCUCAAGUGCAACGCUGAUGGUGGUUCCCUUGGUACACAGAUCGCAGAUCUGGCUGCUCCAGCGUACUUGACUAAAGAAUAUGUCGAUGGCCACUUCAAGCCGGACGGCAUUAUCAUAAAGAUCGUAUCGAACAAAGCGCUUUAGCUUGCGAAGAACAACGUUAACGGGCUUUCUCUUAUAUGGGAUGUAUUGUAGUGAAAACUUGACUCUGGUGGCUUAAAUGGGUGGCUGUUAUUGGAAUUAUUACUCUAGGGCCUAAAGCCAUCAUUUCAUUCGAUGAAGUUCUAAGCUAAAUUCAGUUUAGCUCCAUGGAGGGGUGAAAUAUCAUGAAUGAAGUUUAUACUACGAUAAGCUGCUCUUCACUCAGUAAAUAAAACUACCAUCGCUCCAGUGGCCUACAUAUACAAAGGAAAGCAACAUGUCAGAACAGGGAAAUACAAGGAAUUUAAAAAGGGGUAUCAUACAGAAAAAAGUGGAGGGUGUUAGCAGAUAAAGUAUUCGAGAUAUCAAUGCUGCUAAUUUCUUGUGAUAUCAAACUGUUGGGUAGAAUGAUAUCAGGUCAUCCAUUAUAGCGUGAUGGAAAUGCCUUGUUUGAUUUUCUGCCGUAGGAGUCUCUUGGGGUACAAGAUUGAUAGGUGACUGGACUGGAUGGAGAGAUUGUGUUGAAGACGGAACGAAAGAGCUGUACUGCUGCACACCUAUAUAUAUACCCUGUGUGCUGGAUUGGAAAAGUGAUGGUGCAGGCGUCAGUCUGCCUUUGGCGCCGCCCAGCUACGCCGCGGAUGUGAGACUGAGCACAAAACCUCGUCGUUGAGUGGCAUGGGAGGCGUGUCCUUCCAGAGGCCCUAUCUAUACCCCACGGGUGAGGGGCGAUCUGCGAAGGGGCUCGGAGUGAGCCCCUCCCGCUGCGCCGCGAUAACCUAGUGUCUUCGAGCUUACCAGCGGCCGAAAGGUGAUAUCCAAUGAAGACCGUGUUUACCGUGCAUCCACAA
Molecule: messenger RNA, 2558 nt
Organism: Blastomyces gilchristii SLH14081
Lineage: Eukaryota; Fungi; Ascomycota; Eurotiomycetes; Onygenales; Ajellomycetaceae
Exons: 4
Coding region: 1153-1710 (185 amino acids)
Source: RefSeq, a predicted model, not a curated record